Pungitius pungitius (ninespine stickleback) is the source of this 972-nucleotide messenger RNA. RefSeq names its product peptidylprolyl cis/trans isomerase, NIMA-interacting 1 (gene pin1). Gene Ontology annotation, cellular component: cytosol; nucleus. The transcript has 5 exons. The record is from RefSeq and is a predicted model, not a curated record. Lineage: Eukaryota; Metazoa; Chordata; Actinopteri; Perciformes; Gasterosteidae. Gene Ontology annotation, molecular function: peptidyl-prolyl cis-trans isomerase activity; protein binding. Bases 126 to 596 code for a protein of 156 amino acids.
UCUGAAAACAACUCGUACCGUAAACCCGCUGCUAACUGUCGUACAUUUCCUUGCUGCAGCUUAACCUGUCACAAACGUUAGCUUCAUCGAAAUUUAAUUUGUAAACGCUGCUGCUGAAAAAAAUAAUGGCAGACGACGAGAAGUUACCAGGUGGAUGGGAGAAAAGAAUGAGUCGCAGUUCAGGCAAAGUCUACUACUUCAACCACAUCACCAACGCCAGCCAGUGGGAACGUCCGGUGGGAGACGGCCGUGGAGAGCCAGACAAGGUACGCUGCUCUCACCUCCUGGUGAAGCACAGUGAGUCACGUCGUCCAUCUUCUUGGCGGGAACAAAAUAUCACACGAACUAAAGACGAGGCCCUGGAGCUCAUUCAGAAAUAUAUAGAAGACAUCAAGUCUGGAGAGGAGAAGUUUGAGUCCUUGGCCUCUCAGUUCAGCGACUGCAGCUCAGCUAAGAAUGGUGGAGACCUGGGCUUAUUUGGCAAAGGUCAGAUGCAGAAGCCUUUUGAAGAGGCCUCCUUCGCUCUCAAAGUGGGCGACAUGAGCGGCCCCGUUUUCACUGACUCUGGAGUCCACAUCAUUCUACGCACUGGUUGACUUGGGUGGAAGAAGAAGAGGGGAAAAAAAAGCCUCGUUCUCAACUUUCCUCUCAUGUCUUCACAGUCCAAACCGAGCUGAUUUUUUUUUUUUUUUUUUUUUUUUUUUUUUAAAUGACCCGCAUCACCCAACAGACAUGUCGAAUGUGCUGAAUUGAUAAGUUUGAUGGGAUCAUUCUUGUACCGUGCACCAUUGGACAUGUAUGAAUAAUUUAAUCCCACUGAACAUCAAAGAGUAUCGCAGAAUAUUCCUGUGAGACCUCAAGCUUCUAUUAACCCCGGCAAGGCCGUUGUAUGAAAACAUGAGUGCCUGUGACUCUGUUGAAGUGGUCGGUCUCACCCUCCCCUGCGUCUGUAAAAGCUUCUUUUUUUUUUUU